UAGUUCUUGCACAUCGCUAGCGCGUAUAGACGAAAAACAAUUUAAUUCUUAAUACAACAACAAAACAACGAAAAUGAGCAAUAGCGAGGACUCCCAGCAAUAUAUUACGGAUAUAAUGGUCAAGGAAGAGGACGAUGCGUCCGGUGACGAAUCGGACAAAAUGGAUGGAAUUAUGCUGCGGGAACAGGACCGCUUCCUGCCCAUCUGCAAUAUCAUCAAAAUCAUGAAGGUGCCCGUGCCGCAGAACGGCAAAAUCGCAAAAGACGCACGGGAAUGCAUUCAAGAGUGCGUUUCCGAAUUUAUUUCCUUCAUCAGCAGCGAGGCCAUCGAACGGAGCGUCGCCGAGAAUCGCAAGACGGUCAAUGGGGAUGAUUUAAUAGCGGCCUUUGGCAGUCUUGGCUUUGACAACUAUGUGGAACCGCUGCAAAUAUACUUGAACAAGUAUCGCGAGUCGAACAAAGCGGAUCGAAAUCUGUUUAUGGACAGCAACUUUGCCCAGAGCGAGGACGGUGCCACCACAAAUGACGGCGCCAAGCCGUAGCCUAAGUAGUUUGAUAUAUGUAUGUAUAUAUAUGGGAUUGAUUCAAUUAUUCGCUCGUCCAUUACGCUUUUUGAUGGCAAUCAGGGCAACCAAUACCCCCCACUCCCAAGGAGUGCUGAGUCAAGUUUUACGUCACUUCUCCCUUUGUGUCCACGAUAUAUAUAUUUAUUUAUAUAUAUAUCUUUAUGUAUUUAGAAAAACACCAAAUAAUUGUGUUUGUGGGGGGGAAGAUCGCCUACAGGUUUACACACACAUACGUUACAUAUACUAUACGCUCAAGGGUGUUACAUAGUACAUACAUAGUUUAUAUUUAUGUAUAUAUGUUUAUGUGUAUAUGGAAAUGAGAACGAAUUAAAUUUUGUCACAGAAUAAAAUGUAUAAUGUAUA
This is a messenger RNA of Drosophila obscura, 928 nucleotides long. It is a transcript of the gene Nf-YB, whose product is annotated as nuclear transcription factor Y subunit B-4. The record is from RefSeq and is a predicted model, not a curated record. Gene Ontology annotation, molecular function: protein heterodimerization activity; DNA-binding transcription activator activity, RNA polymerase II-specific; RNA polymerase II cis-regulatory region sequence-specific DNA binding. Gene Ontology annotation, biological process: regulation of transcription by RNA polymerase II. NCBI's taxonomy places the organism in Eukaryota, Metazoa, Arthropoda, Insecta, Diptera, Drosophilidae. Bases 74 to 541 code for a protein of 155 amino acids. Gene Ontology annotation, cellular component: CCAAT-binding factor complex. The transcript has 3 exons.